This is a messenger RNA of Exaiptasia diaphana, 1777 nucleotides long. Its product is annotated as alpha-1A adrenergic receptor-like. Gene Ontology annotation, molecular function: G protein-coupled receptor activity. Bases 170 to 1276 code for a protein of 368 amino acids. The record is from RefSeq and is a predicted model, not a curated record. NCBI's taxonomy places the organism in Eukaryota, Metazoa, Cnidaria, Anthozoa, Actiniaria, Aiptasiidae. The transcript has 3 exons. Gene Ontology annotation, cellular component: membrane. Gene Ontology annotation, biological process: G protein-coupled receptor signaling pathway.
GAUAAAGUAUCUGAGUAAAAACUCUCCUUGUGGUGGAUAUAUAGACCCUGGCAUCAGUAAAGGUAGUGGUAGGUGACGUUCACACGUCUUUACUUAUUUUUAAACUACAGUGAAAACCUUGAUACAAUUCUCACAGCAACCAAAGCUGUACACGUAUGCUUUGCUAUGAAUGGUUGUAAACAAUGACACCAAUAUUCGGUGUGCGGAAAAUCUAAUGGCAAACCCCGCUGACAUAAUACAAGUUCUGUUUCUGACAAUAGUAAUGGCGUUAUCCUUAUUAGGAAAUUUUUCCAUUUUGUACGUCAUUCUUCGUGUUCGGCGUCUGCAUUGUCCAACUGGAUUUCUAUUGGUUAAUUUGGCGAUGAUCGACAUUAUGAUGACAGUGACUUUGCUUCCCAUACGUAUUCCUGGUAUCCUAGUGGAGUCUCGUGUAUUUAACGAGACCAGUUGUAUGAUCAUUGGAUAUAUACAAAACCUCUUGAGCUACGCAUGCGUACUGACUGUAGUGGCUAUAAGCUUGGAUAGGUACUUGGCAAUAGUUCUCCCUCUUCGAUAUAAGUCGCGCGUGACUGGCUCUAGGACGACCAUUGCUAUUACGUGCAUAUGGGUGUUUUCGAUUCUUUGCUCGUGUUUUCCAUUUGUAGGAUUUGGAAAAUAUUCAUUCAUUCCUGGCCUGUGGUUAUGCGAUUCAAUUUAUCAAACUAACACAGGAUUUACGUACUUCAAACUGUCGUCUAGUUAUUUCGUACCUUUAAUUAUCAUAUCAUAUUUGUACUUCAAGAUAUUCAGAGUAUCACGACAUCACUCCAAGCAAAUACGACGCGAAGUCGAGGCUAUGAACUUCAGAGAAAAUUCUGUUUCCGUGGAGGUGGAGACACAAGUUGGUAAAAUCAACGACGUUUCAGGACAGUUUUGUCUCAGAAAACCUCACUCCGCCCUAAAAUCAGAAGUUAAAACUGCGUUAACUUUGGGGUUCGUAGUGGGGGCGUUAUUUGUAUCCUGGGCACCACAUAUUGUACUCACGGUCUGGACGUCUUGUAGCGCACAAAACAAUCACAUGGUGGCCUACGAAGUCUCAUCGUUCAUGUAUUAUUUGAAUGUAAUGAUAAAUCCUUAUAUCUAUGGAUAUUUGAACAGAACUAUUAAAUCACAGCUCAAGAAAUAUAUCAAUAAUGCCAUCGAUCAUUGUUCGUCGCUUUGUGCUAAGACUAACAAAGUUACCCCUUCUAUUAUUAUCAUUGGACCUGGUGAAGAAACGCGAACUGGAAACUUCUGACUACUUCUCCAAUCGCGCAAAGGAUCUCUGGGAUUUCUAAUGACACCUAGUUCGAACGUCGUCCUGUCAAGAAUCUUAUAUUUCUUGAUCAGCGCACUUCCUGUUAACCACACACAAAAGCGCUAUUAUAAACGUUUCAUUUUAUCAUGCUUGACCCUGCUUAUGUUGUGAAUGGUUUAUUGCAAACAUACGGAUCUACUGUUUAUUGUUUUUGUCAUAUAUUUUGUUUUAAUAGUGCGCUCUCUAAAUGGCUAACGUUCUAUAGCGCGCCCAAAUACACGGCCACCUUGCUACUAAUAUAGAUGCAGCAAGUUUGAAGUAAAAAAAUCGUGGAGAAAUAACCACGUGAUCCCUUGAGUUGUACAUACAUCAAUGACGUGCACUUUCAUAUUCAAAAUUAUAUCAAAUAUUGUUCAAUAGCGAAUUUUAUUGUAAAUAGAAAUAUGUAAAUACAUCCAGACAUGAUGAAUAUUCUCAGUAAAAAAAUUAUUUAUAAAUUCA